UGUAUGGAAAUUUCCCUGCCCUCCUCUGGUCUCUACCAGCGACAGCCGGUGAGAAAGAUAAACCACCACCACCACCUCGUGGUUCCAGUAUAAGGACCUGGGCACUGGAAGCCUCACGUCACUUCGAGGGCACCCAGGACAUCGUUCCACGUACAGUACCGACUUGUCGAGAGUAACAAACAUGAACGUCACACUCCCGACUUCAGAAGAACUGCUCACGCGCUUCACCUACUAUGACUACUCAGUUUUCAUCUGCAUGCUGGUCGUGUCAGGGGCCAUCGGACUGUUCUGUGCCUUCUACGGUGGAGCACAGAACACGAUAAGACAGCUGCUCACAGGAAGCAAAGCCCUUCCCGUUUGGCCCGUCGGAACGUCGUUGGUGGCCAGCUUCAUCUCAGCAGCUUACAUUCUGGGCAAUACGGCCGAGGUAUACCAGCAUGGAACAAUGUACUUUAUGGUCAUCCUCUCCUACUGCAUCACCAUACCUGUCACGGCGUACCUCUACUUGCCAAUCUACUACAACUUGGAUCUCAUCACUGCUUACGAGUACUUGGAACUUCGGUUCAACCGCCCUGUUCGCAUGGUGGCUGUUGUCAUCUACACCAUUCAAAUGACGAUCUACGUGGCUAUCGCGCUUUAUGCUCCAGCUGUGGCUUUGUCACAAGUGACCGGUAUGACCCUGUGGUCGGCCGUUGCAGCCAUUGGUUUGGUGUGCACAGUCUACACAAGCAUCGGCGGCAUUAAAGCUGUGGUCUACACGGACACAUUUCAAGCAGUGGUCAUGUUCAUCGCCAUGACAGUCGUUAUCGCCUUCGGAUUCAACGAAAUGGGAGGAUUCUCAAAAGUUUGGAAGAUUGCCCAAGAAGGAAAAAGGAUAGAGUUUAACAAUUUCAGGCUGGACCCCACUGAACGUCACACCAUUUGGGGACUGAUUAUUGGUGCAUACUUCACAGCCGCUGCCAGUUAUUCCACCAAUCAGAUGUUAGUUCUACGUUACUUCACGGUAGACUCGCUCGCCAAGGCUCAAUGGGUGGUGUGGAUGAACCUGCCGUACCUUUUCCUCAUCCUGAUCUUGAGUUGCCUGGGAGGACUGCUGGCUCAUGCACGAUACGCCACAUGCGAUCCGGUGCACACGAGACACAUUGAAACAGCGGACCAUAUGCUGCCGUAUUUCGUUAUGGACACACUGGGUCACAUUCGCGGUGUACCAGGCACGUUCGUCGCUGGCAUAUUUGCCGCUUCUCUCAGUUCCAUAUCUUCAGCUGUGAAUUCUCUGGCAUCCGUAUUCUACAUCGACAUUGUUGCAGUCCUGAAGCCAGGCAUUUCGGACAAAAACGGCGCUCGGAUCAUCAAUGUCCUCGGUGCUUUCUUCGGACUUCUGACUAUCGCACUCGUUGCCGUCGCGCAGCAAAUGGGCAACGUGCUUCAGGCUACAUUCUCCAUCAACAGCGGCCUGGGUGGACCCUUACUCGGCCUUUACACUUUGGGAAUAUUCCUGCCUCACGCCAAUGGCAAAGGUGCAAUGGCUGGAUUGUUGGUGUCUGUAGCGAUUGCCCUAUGGCUUAACCUCGGCCCCAUCAUACAAGAGACGCCCAUUGAUUUUGCUCCGGUUUCGGCUGAAGGAUGCAAAGAUCUCUACAUGAACGCGACCAACGCCACGGAGUAUCAUCCUAUCUCAACGGAACCGCGCGGUUGGAAGGCUGGAGACGUGGCAGUGUACGAGCUGUCUUACAUGUGGAACACCCUUAUUGCCUUUCUCAUUGUGUUCAUCGUUGCAGUUCCAGUUAGUUUUUUCACAGGUUUCAACAAACCCGAGAAAAUGAACCCCAAGCUUAUCUGUCCGGUGAUUGACAAGCUCUUCUGGUACCUGCCUGAAUCCGUGAAGAAGGCCAUCAGGAUUGACGUCGGCAGAGAUUACGUGGAAACAGGGAAUGACAAGUGUCCCAGUCAGGAUAACCCAAAGAUCGAAAACGGAGUCAAUGACAAGGUCAAGGUCGCCAGCGUAUCUUUCAUCCAGACUGCGACAGAUAAAGCUUUUCCCACGCCGCCAUCGUUAAUUCGAUCGUUUUAGAUUUUUACGCUUGGCGAAUUCGACUAGUCGAUCUGGAGCGUCUAUCAGAUCGACCGAACAGUAUCGCGCUCUAGAACAGAACAUUGCGCUCGUCCUACAAGCUCACAGAAUCGGCCCAAAGCUCGCUGUUACUCGUACCCGAGAGAGCGAGAGUAGAGAUGCAAAAUUUCCCGAAAUUUUGAAUCGCUCGAAAAAAAAAAAAACGUACCUUUCUUUGUUUUUUUCUUUCUCGAAAAAAUGGAAACAAACGCGGUUACUGCUGAGUCGAAGCAUUGGGGCCAAGCCACAUCAUACAAUGAGCUAGAAACUUUAGUAGUGUUCACCCUCUAGGCAUAAUGGCAGAGCAGAGCAUCCCAUGAGACUGCUGUCUACUUAGCGAUAGGUAAUUGGAACAAGCCGUCCACUCCAACCAACCAGAAUCCCGACAAUAUGUGAACGCGAUGGCGAUCGCUUGGAGCAGCCAGACGGAGCUCUAAGCUGGUGGUUGUUGGCGGAUUAGAGGCACCUAACGCACUGUUGGCGGGCUGGAACGCAUUAAAGGCACGAAAAUUUUAAUUUUUGAAUUUUGUCGCCUGGAAAUUUUGCGCUAUUUUUCCGGAGACGAAGAAAAUAUCCGGAAACAAACUUUUUUCUCCCAAAAUUUCCUGGGCUUCGCAUCUCUAAGCGAGAGGUGCUGAAGUGAUGGCAGCACUCUGUUGGAGUUCCCUCCGAAUGCGGAAUAUCUCGACGGAGCAAGAAAGAGCUGAGACGAGAAGCAAUGAGAAACAAGCUCCGGAUCCGCCAGGGGAACAUGCAAUCUCCGCUCGGGAUAAAAAAGAAAACAAGGAAAAGAAAAAAGAAUACGGCUCCAUAUCGACAAGUCGAAUUCGCCGACUGUUGCAGUAGAAUUGGCUGUGCUCGCCAUGAGCAAUCUUCACGCGCGUUACAAUUACAUACGUAGACUACAGAUCCUGGAUUUGUAACGAUGUAAAACGUAACGUAAGCGUAACGUAAAAGGUAACAUAACGUUACGGGUUCUUUAAAGACAACAGAGACUACGGGUUAUCUUGAAAUAUUCCAGCUGUAUCUAUAUUUAUAUAUUUAUCAUUUAUUGUAUUAUUUAUCUAGGUUCUAUCACCUUCCAGAACACGCUUUUUUCGUAUUGUGGGAUUAGACCGCAUCUAGAUCACAUUUCCUUUCAGCACUCCUAGAGUUUAGCUUUUACAUUUCAGGCAUAAUUUGUAUCGAUUUCUAGUAAUCGUUAAUCGUAAUCUAAAUAAUUAAUCUAAUUAAUUAAAUUAAUCGUAAUAUAUUUACGUUACGCGCCUUGCGUUUUAGAAAUAUCGCAGGGCUCUUAGUUUCAGAGCUAACGCAGCGCGACUUACUUUGCAAGCAACACGACAUUGCCAUUUUAAUUAAACUGGAAACGUUACAAACCUGGCGCGAUAUCGCCCCAUGUAGGUUGUUCCUGCACAAUGUUGCCAAUCAUUUUUGUGGCUUAACGCGUAGGACAUUGUUAUUUCGAACGCAUCAUUCAUAAGUGAUCCACAUUCACAGAGAGUCAUGUUGGCGUUGUACUUGGACACCAAAGCAUUGACGACUGUACAAACUUCGCAUUUUAGGUUCCUUGAUGAAUUAUGAAUACGUGAGGCCUACUCUGCCUAUACCGAAUAGGCACUAGGUAUCUCUACGUUGUGAUACCCCUCACCCCCGCAUUCAUCAUCAUCACUGUAUUUGUUGUUGUGAUAACAUGUGUAAUAAAGCAAACGUCAUAGCAAU
Ornithodoros turicata is the source of this 3829-nucleotide messenger RNA. RefSeq names its product putative sodium-dependent multivitamin transporter. Bases 182 to 2071 code for a protein of 629 amino acids. Gene Ontology annotation, cellular component: membrane. The transcript is spliced from 16 exons. Gene Ontology annotation, molecular function: symporter activity. The record is from RefSeq and is a predicted model, not a curated record. Lineage: Eukaryota; Metazoa; Arthropoda; Arachnida; Ixodida; Argasidae. Gene Ontology annotation, biological process: sodium ion transport; transmembrane transport.